AUGGCGCGUCUUUCCGGGCUCCAACGGGAGGUCUUGUCGCUCUACCGGAAGUGUCUACGAACAAUACGCCAGAAACCUUUGAAUGCUAGAGAUAAUUUCAGAGCUUAUGCUAGGGAGGAAUUCCGAAAGAACCUCAGUCUCAGCAAGAAAGAUUUCACCGCAAUAGAGUACUUAUUGCGUAAGGGUUACAGGCAGUUAGAGAUGUAUUCGUCCCCGGGAAUCCGUGACAUUCGGUAA
Molecule: messenger RNA, 237 nt
Organism: Penicilliopsis zonata CBS 506.65
Lineage: Eukaryota; Fungi; Ascomycota; Eurotiomycetes; Eurotiales; Aspergillaceae
Exons: 3
Coding region: 1-237 (78 amino acids)
Biological process (GO): mitochondrial respiratory chain complex II assembly
Cellular component (GO): mitochondrion
Source: RefSeq, a predicted model, not a curated record